Molecule: messenger RNA, 801 nt
Organism: Saccharomyces eubayanus
Lineage: Eukaryota; Fungi; Ascomycota; Saccharomycetes; Saccharomycetales; Saccharomycetaceae
Gene: ECM13
Product: Ecm13p
Exons: 1
Coding region: 1-801 (266 amino acids)
Source: RefSeq, a predicted model, not a curated record
AUGUUAACGAAUUCUGCUCACCCUGCUAUUGAAGAUCAAUACGCGUUGGCCAGUACGGCCCGCUCUAAAUUGGCGAGAUGUGUAAGUGCUACUACAAGAAAUAAAGAUUAUAAUUUAAGGGUGUUAGUGGGCCACGCUAACCUGCUAGAUAAAAUAACCGCAAACGUGGAAGCGCACAAUGCUGCCGUCGACGCCCUUUCCACAGACCUGUUCGAUAAAGGUAACGAUAACCUGUCUAUUGAGCAUAUCGAACUGUCUAAUGCUAGGAGAGACGCCGGCGUUAACGAGGAGCGCACCGACAAGACGGACCAUGGCAACUACUACGAUUUCUACUCUAGUGACGAAGACCGUGAUGUUGACACUCUAUCUUCCACCGACAGUGAAGACGAUGACGAUUAUGAGGAGUACGACUUCGACUGCGACAGCUCCUUCGGCGAGCACAACAAGAAAAUCGACACGUACUUCAGUUCCCACACCACCCCCAAUUACCAAUAUCUAACUCACACCGAAUCUCAUUCCGAACAAGCCGAUGAGCUACCGGACGUCGCUCCGCGCUACAAUGCCCUUACAGCGACGUGGGAAGAAUCGGAAGAGGAGCAUCCUCAUACUCACUCAGGGGACGAGGCUAUAAGGCUUGGGCACAUAGAUUUGAAUGGCUCGUUGCCAAUCUUCCGCGUACUGUCGCGUCGGAGAACUGAGCACGACGAUGAUAGUAGUACUAGCGACAACGAAAGCGCCAGCGAUAUCGAGGACGGUUCCGUACCAUUGACUAGAUUUCAUUCUUCUCCAAUCACAGCAUAA